Dipodomys ordii (Ord's kangaroo rat) is the source of this 3178-nucleotide messenger RNA. RefSeq names its product outer dense fiber of sperm tails 2-like (gene Odf2l). The transcript is spliced from 18 exons. The record is from RefSeq and is a predicted model, not a curated record. Gene Ontology annotation, biological process: negative regulation of cilium assembly. NCBI's taxonomy places the organism in Eukaryota, Metazoa, Chordata, Mammalia, Rodentia, Heteromyidae. Gene Ontology annotation, cellular component: centrosome; ciliary basal body. The coding region runs from base 961 to 2826 and encodes 621 amino acids.
UUGCUGUUAGUGUUCCCCCUAUACUCCCUCAUUAUAGCUCCUUUAAAGAUUCCCUUUUUUUUUCAUUGUAGAACGUUAUUGCUAGUUAUUCAAGUUAAUAAUCUUUUUGUAUCAGAAACAGUUAUUUCCCAAUUUUUGCUUUUACUCAGAACAUGAUUUAGCUUUUACUCAGAACAUUAAAAAAAUUUUUUUUACCCUCUGGUCAUUUUCCCUCUCCCACUAUUCCCAAGUUUCCUAUACUUUCUUUUCUUUUAUGAAAUGUUACGGUACCAUAGUUACCUUUUACCUGCAUUUUGACUAGAUAGCAGAAUAGUGGGAGAGGGAGAAAACAAAAGCAGCAUUCCAACAACUACUUUAUGAUCCUUGCAAAGUAUUUCAUGGUUUUUGUUUUUUGUUUUUCCAGAGAGACUGUGUGCUUUUGUUUGAAGUCUUUUUCAAAAAUCAAUGUUAGGGGAAACAAAAGUCUGAAGGAUUCAUAUCCUUUUUUUCCUCCAGAGAAAUUAGUUGUAUUUGUAUGAUGUUGGUCUGUUUACUUAACAGUGAUUGAGAGGCUAAGAGGUCAUCAUUAGAUUUUCUUUUUCUCUGACCAUUGCAGUAUCAUUGUCCUUGAACAGCUAUCUGUCAAACACAUGUUGGCCACAAUGACCAAAAAUGGCCAAAUGUAGGUACAUCAGCAUACUCCAUGAACACUUCUGGGAAAAGAUUUAAAUAUAUGCAUUUUUGGAUGCUGAGAUCCGUAAGAUGACACUAAGAGUCAGCCUUGACAAGAGUUUGUGCUUCUUCAUCUCUAAAGUAACCAGCAGAAAACAGAGUUAGAAACAUCUCUCAAGCAGUAGAGCACCAACAGGAGGACCAAAAUUCAAACUCCAGUAGCAUUUAAAAAAAUCUUGCAAUUUCCAAUCUACAGAAACAUAAUUUAAAGUUUCUGUGGAGAAGUUACCGAAUCUAUUUACUGAAUUUAUGGAGACAUUUACCAAUGAUGGUAGUCAUUCCAAAGAACAUUUGCAAUUUUAUGCCAGUGAUGGACAUAUCAGCAGCCUGAAUCAAGACUUCUUAAAUGAAAAGACUGGAUUGAAGGCAACACUUAAGGAAGCUGAGCUGGCAGCCUGUUCUGUAGAAUUACUUUUGCCAUUAUUUAAGAACACCGUUGAAGGAAUCCGUAUAGACAAUCCUAACCUUUCUACAUCCAGUUUGAAGAUUUCUGAACAGAAGAAAAUAUUAACAAAAGAAUUAGAUACUUUUAAACGUGUACAACUGGCCUUAGAACAUUUUAGAAAGACAGACUACAAACAAGCAGGAGAUAAUUUACCCAGCAUGUUGUUAAAGAACUUAACUGAUAAUGAAAGUGAAAAUAUUAAUCUUAAGAAGAAGGUUCUGGAAAAGGAAUCGUAUAUUCAAGAACUUUCAUGUUUAUUUCAGAAUGAAAAGGCUAAUGCUUUGAAAGUAAACCGCUUUUCUCAGUCAGUGAAAAUAGUACAUGAUCGACUACAGGUCCAGAUUCAUAAAAGGGAAGCAGAAAAUGAUAAAUUAAAAGACUACAUAAAGAGCAUAGAGAACAAAAUAGCCAAAUGGAAUUUGCAGCUGAAAAUGAAUAAACAAGAGACUGUAGCAGUCAAAGAAUCAAGUCGACAAACAGUCACUGCCCUGAAAAAGGCAUCGAAAAUUUAUCAGCAAAGGUUCAAACAUUUUACAGGAGAUAUUGAACACCUUACUUCCCAAAUUAGAGACCAAUGCAGAAGAACUCCUCCACUCAUUACUCCCAUGAUUUUACACAGAAAACUUAACUUGCUUAAGCUUCAAUUUCUUUAUCUGCAAAUCACUGAUCUUUUAGAAGACCUGAAGAGAGUGGAAACCCAAGGGAAAGCUUCAUGUGAAGGAAUUCUUAGAAAACUUAACUCACUUGAAUAUGAAAAUGAAACUCUGGAUCUUGAGAAUACAAAAUUAAAGACUUCACUUGCUGCUUUGAAGGAUGAAGUUGUUUCUGUUGAAAAUGAACUCAUAGAAUUGCAAGAAGUAGAAAAACAACAGAAAGACCUGAUUGAAGUAUAUAAAACUCAGGUAGAAAAGUUGCAGGAAGCAGCUGAAAUGGUGAAAAGCAGAUUUGAAAAAUUGCUAAAGGAAAAUAGCCUAAUAACAAAAAACAAAAAUAAAAAAAUAGAGAAGAUGAGAGGCCAGAUGGAGUCUCAUCUGAAGGAGGUAGACAGUGUCCGCGAUUCGUUGAUGUCAGCUGAACGGAGGCUUCAGGAGUGUCAGGAGAGUCUGCGGUGCUGCAAGGAGAAAUGUGCAAACCAGGCUCAAACCAUUAGGGAGCUUCAGGGCCAGUUUGAUGGAAGUCAUAGUCUUCUGACAAAGCUUUCACUUGAGGAAGAGAAUUCUCUCAUUCAGUUAAAGUGUGAAAACCUUAAACAGAAAUUAGAACAGAUGGAUGCAGAGAAUAAAGAUCUUGAAAAGAAGCUAGCAGACCAAGAAGAAUGUCUUAAGCACAGCAAUCUGAAGCUUAAAGAGAAGUCGGCAGAAUAUACAGCACUGGCCAGGCAGCUGGAAGCUGCUUUAGAAGAAGGAAGACUAAAGGUUUCUGAAGAAAUAGAGAAAAUGUCAUCUAGAGAGAGGGCUUUACAAAUUAAAAUACUAGAUCUGGAAGCUGAACUUAGGAAGAAAAAUCAAGAACAAAACCAACUUGUUUGUAAAAUAAACAAUAAAGCACAAUAUCAGGAAGUGUGUUUGAAAGAAAUACAACACAGUCUUGAGAAGACGGAGAAUCAAAAUGAGAGUAUUAAGAACUAUUUACAGUUUCUUAAAACUUCUUAUGUCACAAUGUUUGGAUAAAUUUUUGAAUCUAUUUUCUAUUUUAGUAUGUUUUGAUUUGUGUUAGUUCCAAUUGAAGAUACUUGAAAUCUAAUUUAUUAUCUAAUUGAAAUUGUAAGACACAAUAACUGUUUUUUUUUUUUUUUUGCUUAAUCAUUCUCAUUUAACACUUGUUUAAUUCCUUUUAAAUUAUAUUGGAUUUUAGAAUGUUUUUCCCAUGUAUGAACAGAAAUUUGAAUGUCUUUGUAAAGUUUGUCUACACCAUUCAAAUGAAUUUGUAGUAAAUCUAGGCCAAAUAUGUGAUUUUACAUAAUGUAUAUAUUUGUUUUAUGUUAUGGUGCUAAGUAAAUAUAAUAAAAUAUGCUGAACUUUA